AUUGCCUUGACGUAAAAGGUAGCAUCUCUGAAUGUCCUAAUUGUCCCUAGGCGACAGAAAGAAAGGAGAGCCUCCAUUGGCAGGGUUCAUUCAACGCGUUUCGUUUCACAUGGAAAUCUUGGUGUUUUGUGGUCGAGUUGUUGUCCCUUGCAGUGGUACUUGGCGGAUGCUAGGGACACACCCGUAGCACAGAUGAGACGCUAGCGACGAAGCAAUCGAAGCCCGGACCCCCUGGCCAGGUCAGUUUUGUGACAUGCACCCCAACUGUGCCCCUACAGCAACCCCCCUAUCUUGGGCCAGAAUUGCUAACUUGCUACCUGAAGCCCGUCAGACAUUUUCGAUCCCGUCCCUUUCCCCCCCCCUCGAGGAAACAACUCACAGCCUGUCGACGUGUAGCCGUGUUUGCUUCGACGACGAGGCACCGCCGAAGACAAUCAGUCGACUGUCCACGACCCCAGGCCCCCUGGGCGCAACGUGCUUCCUUUUCACCGCCUACCGCUGGAGUCCAAUCGAGCACUCUAACGAGCAUUGGCAACCUCGUCCCAACAGCGAUUGGGUCAAGCCAUGAGCUCAUCCGACCAACUGUUCCGACGUUGCUAAAAUCCGACCCAUCGAUGCUCACCAAAUAAAUAAACACCGACCCGCGACAGUCGCCCCGUUUCUUUCUGUUCAUACGGCCGUACCCGCUGGAGAGACUGCGCCCAAGACGGGGGUUCAGACAAAGGCAGAGACGCCAUAAUGGAUUUUCCUCGGGGUCUGCCCGACAACCCAGCCCACGCCCGCCGCGCUGUAGAGGCUGCUGCUCGCGCAAAUCCCGUUCCACCACCACCAGUUCCGAGCAUCAAAGAUGUGCCGUCAAAUACCAACCUCUCGGCCUCGGGGCCUAUCUCAUCGAGCCAGGUGCUCGCCCUCGCGAGGGAGGCCAUGCGGGCCGCUCACGAAAACGAAGCGAAAGCGGCAGCCGCCAGCGGAGUUAGCAACACGCUUCCAAAACCAGGCCUCACCAUUGAUCUGAGCAGGAAGAAGAUUGCAAAGUUGCCAGAGGAAAUCGUCGACAUAAUAAAGGACGAACUAGAGCGACUUGCCCUAUCACACAACUACUUGGAAACCAUCCCAUCACGUCUGCCAGAAUGCACAUCAUUGCGGUAUCUCAACGUCCGACAGAACCAGAUCAAAGAAUUUCCCCUUGCGCUCUGCGACCUAAAAUCCCUAGAGAUUCUCGAUCUGGGCCGAAAUCAGUUGCAAACUCUGCCGCCAGAAAUCAUCAAGCUGUCGUCCCUCAAGGUCUUCUCGAUUCACAAGAACCAAAUCACGAAGCUGCCGCUGUGUCUUGCCGAAAUGCCGUCACUGUCGGUCAUCAAACUCGAGGGCAACCCCCUGGAGUUUCCGCCCCGGGAGGUCUGGGAUAGUGGCGGAGAUAACGCUGGAGCGGCCAAGGAGAGUGACAUGACCGAGGUGGCCCUGACGACACGCAUCAAGAAGUUUCUCAAGCUCACGGCUUCAAGUAUGAAUGGGCGUGGUGAUUCCGAUUCGGUGGGAGACGAUGCGGAAGGAACCGAAACACCGCGGCCAACAAUCAAGCGAGUAUUCAGUGGUCGAUUCCCCGUCCGGGUCAACGGCAGCGAUAUGCCCGAUCUUCGAUCACCGGCUCUUACUCGCCCUCCACCAAUUCCCUCGCGCUCACACUAUCGUGGACUCUCUCAGCAAAAUGGAGCACAGCGGAGACCUGGAGUCAUGCCGCUGACCAUCGGUAACCCAAACGAACGGGUGCGCAGCAAUUCAGAGACGAUUGUGCAAACCUCAAGCAGGGAGCGGUCCGAAAGCAGGUCACGGCGGAUGGGCAUUGUGUCAAAGCGGUCAGAGCUCAGCACCUUGGAGGAAAUCGAGGGUACAAACCGGUUCAGCCAUUACCGCGGGCUCAGUCAUGGAUCCGCCAUGCAAGGGAACGGGACCGUCAUGCAGGUGCAGAGUCCAAACGUCACAAGCCCGGCCGAACCGGCACUGCAACGGCCCGUUUACGUGCGCAGGCUGUCUAUCCUGCCAGAGAGGAGACGGGAGUCCAAGGUGUUUGAUCCGGUGCUGGAAGCUUCCAAGGGCAUUUUGUAUUCCAUCUUCCAGAUCCAUCCGAUGAUCCAAAUGUUGAUCGGUCUGACCAACGACGGAACCUCACGCCGGUCCAACUCUUUGGAGAUUGUCUUUUACAACACCAACGCCCAUGUGGAACAGCUGGAGCUGGAGAUUCAGAAGCAUGACCAGGCGAUGGAUGCUGGGGGUUCGAGGGAAAACGAAAACGUGCAAAGGGCAUGCAUCACGCUGAUCAAUGCCUACACGCACGUCUGCUCGCUGUUGAUGAGCAACGUUGACCUUUUUCUGGACAAUGGCGACCCGCGGUACAUUCGGACUCUGUUGACGCAGCUCUAUAAUAGCAUAAUGGAGCUGCGUGUGACAUGCUCACAGGUCGCUCCGCGGUCUCUGCCGCCGCAUAUGCGAACGGACCCGGGCGAAACCCUCCGCCCUCACUCGCGGGAGAAUUCUUUUGUUCCUCCCACGGCCGACCGCCCGGCUAUGAUCAACAACAGGUCGCGGAACGGGACAUUUGUCCACCACCCGAGCAGCCUCCGGGUGACCACCGAUGUCCCUCUGGGGCCAUUUGUCAAUGGCUCCAGCAGGACAGCCAUUAUGAGCGCUGCCACACCCCGCUCAGGAGAGUCGUUUGCUUCCAACAGCACGUCAGGUGUCCGAAACCUGUCGGCUGACUUUACCGAGGAGGACCGCGUCUUUGAACGGAUUUUCCUCUCAUUAACCAAAACGGCGGAUCUAGUCAUGCGGAUACUACCCCAACUAAGCCAGCAGCUUUCGUCGUCGAUGAGACUGGCAAUGGCGCAGCGAGCCCCCGAGCACGUUGUGCAGCCCUGGAAGAUGUUGAUCCACCGGUGUACAGUCUCGAUUCAGCAAACAGAGAGUUUGAAGCAGAAGCUGUCGACGAUCAAGCUUAAGGAGCCAGGGAUCAGGACACAGGCGCCGUUUUGGGGCCUGUGCAGCAGUUUCAUUGAUUCCUGGUACAUGCUGGUCACAAAGAUCAAGCAACUUCAAAGCGAGGUUCAACUGCCAAUAGACACCAGGUCGAGGUUGCGACCGGUUCAUCAGAGCAUGAAGGAAACAUGUGACCUGAUACACUCGAGUCCUUGGGCAUACUUUACACGACAAGGGCAUCACCAUGGGCACCAUGGCCAUCACGGAAACCAUGGGCAUGGGCCUAAUCAUGGGUCGGAGAAUUUGAGUCCUUACAACUUGCAACCAUUACCGAUGACGCCGCAGAGUGCCGCCUUGGGUCCGGCAGUCCAGGCGACUGUGCCUUCCACCCCACAGAGCGCUUCGUUUGCGGCGGCGUUCCAGGGCAAUGUAUUUGAACGAGCGGAUACCUUGCUCUCCAUGGGAGGGCUAGGCAUGUCGAGGCACGGGACUAUGAACUCCACCUCGACAACAGCGAGUCUCACCACGGCGGGCAGCAUGCACUCUGUGAACUCGAGCCAGGAUAUUCCGACUCCGAGCUCGGCCCUAAGCCCAAUGCCUUGGCCAGGACAUGGACACUCGCAAGGGAGCUUGAGUGUGCUACCGUUGCGACUCCCAGCAGGAGGUAGCAAUGGGAAAAUGAAUGGAUUUUGAGAAGGAUGACGAGGGACAUGUUGUAUGAGUAAAUUUUUUGGAUUGAUUUCCUGUUUGGUGUUUUGGGGGGGGUUGUCGGGCUGGUUCUGCAUUCUACAUGGGGGUCGAAAAUACGGGCUCAUCAUCUACACAGGUCGGCGUUCGUUCGUUUGAGAAAGCACAAGAUAUAUCACGUAAUGUGUUAUGGUUUCUGGAUUGCGGGAGAAAAAACAAGCAAAGCAUGAGUUGUUAUACUAUUGCUAUAUUAGGCAGGCGAGAGGGUCUUGGAUUUGGGUUUAUUAGUUACCUACCUACGAGUAGAUAUUCCCGAGUUUUGGAAGAAUACAAGUAAUUGGAGAUUGAUGCUGCUGUAGGAGUAUUGUAUCCUGUGUGCAUGUAGCAUGAGUGAGCCGGUGU
Molecule: messenger RNA, 4062 nt
Organism: Podospora pseudocomata
Lineage: Eukaryota; Fungi; Ascomycota; Sordariomycetes; Sordariales; Podosporaceae
Product: RAM signaling network component
Exons: 3
Coding region: 739-3666 (975 amino acids)
Molecular function (GO): protein binding
Source: RefSeq, a predicted model, not a curated record